Molecule: messenger RNA, 3289 nt
Organism: Vitrella brassicaformis
Lineage: Eukaryota; Vitrellaceae
Source: the annotation of a GenBank genome assembly
CGUAGCUGAGAGGUGCAGCCAAAGCCAACCGAUCUCAGAAGAAGGCGCACUUAUGUUGAGGAGAAGGCGCUUUUGACAAGGAGCUUGGCCGCUGCUCUGCUGAAGAUCAGCUUAGCAAUGAAGAGCCAGUGCGGCGCCAUCAUCUGCAUCAUGUGCAUCAUUGUGGUGUGGCUGACGAUGGCCGAGUUGGUCCAAGGCAUCGAAGGCCACUACACCAAGCCCUAUCUCCUCACCUUUAUCGCACACAGCGCAUACGCCUUCUGUCUGCCCCUGUGGUUCCUCUGGCGCAUGUACCACUACUUCAAGGACCGAUGGAAGGAGCGAAAGGACGGGUUGGGGGAGACCGGCAAGGCGGCCGGCGCCGCGAGUGCGCGGUCCUGGCGGCACGGCGGCAGAUCGGCUGGCUCGAGCAGCUCGCGACUGGGCAAGCUUGAAGGGAAGGGGGGGCAUGCGCAUCCGCAUCACCACCACCACUCAGUGCCGCCCAAGAUCGGCUACUUCAAUUGGUGCUAUUUCUUCGGGGCAUCCAUACCUAUUGGUGGGGGCGCACUUAACUUACGGGAGGGAGGGAGGGAGGGAGGGUCAGCUCGCGACGGUCUGUCUGUCUGUCUUCUGUCUGUCUGUGUGUAUGUGCGGCAUUUGUGGUUCAGGUAUUUUGGCUUUUGUUUCGGGCUGGUUCUGGUGAGUGAAAUGAUGCUGGCAGACACACAGACAGACAGACAGACGGAUAUCUUCUUUUCUUGUGUGAGGUCCUUUUGGUGCUUGCAGGUAUCUCUCUCUGCCACGCACAAGCGUAAGCACACACAAUCCGCUUCGAUCCGUCCGUCCGUCCAUCGAUCCAUCUGUGUCUUUGAGUGCCGUGCAGGUGUCUGGGAACACGGCCAUCUACCAGUCGUCGUGCACGAUGGUCUACCUCAUCUCGAUCUUUGUCCUCAAGGAGCGCGUCACGUGGCUCAAGUCGGCAUCCGUCACCGUUUCCUUCCUCGGCGUCCUCUUCAUCUCAUUCUUCCCGGGAAACGCCGGCACGGAGGAGCCCUCACGAUCGCUCAGGAGAGACCUCUUCUACUAUAGCGAGCUGCCUGUGCACCCGAUGGUGCGGAGGAAAGGCAGGUCGGUGGCGUGGGGGUGGGGUGAGGGCGGCGUUGGGAGGCAGCUUGUGACGGAGAGUGAGGUGGGCGGUGUGGAGGGAAUAGUCACGAGGGCCGGGGGGGACGACUGGGACAUCGAUGACACGGGAGAGGAGCCAAUCCACCCGUCGCUGUUCGGUGCGUGUGGAAAAAAGGACGAGUGGCUGCUCUGCUGCUGGGUACACACUUGCAGGUUUUGAUUGCCUUGCCUUCCGUUGGUGCGGUACACAGGGUAUGGGAUGUGUUUUCUCAGUAUGGUCUUAUAUGCUUGCUAUGAGGUAGGAUGGCAGGGCAGGCAUGGCAUCCAACACACACACUUGCACUACAGCCACAGAGCAUACGUGUGCGGCGUGCCGUGCAUGGCAUGGACACCUGACGUGACGGUCGGUUGGUGUCCCUCCCUCUGUGUGUGUGCUGGGCUGGUGCAAUGCGACCUAUUUAGGUGUUUUACAAGAAGUGGGCCUCGCAUGCCGGCGACCCCUACCCACUUGCAAGUAAGGAAGCACUCCUUUUCAUCACCUCACCUCCACACGGCAAGCAAGGACCGGCAGUGCAGUCCCACCCCACACAAUUGCCUUCCUUCGCCUUGCCUGCUUGCUGUGCGCCUCGAUAUAUCAGAUUCGUUGAGGUUUCUCGGUCUCAUGGGUAAGCCUGCCACACACAUGCCACUAGACAGACAAUACACGACACUUGCCCAGUGCUCUCACUCACUCUCAACGCCUGUCUCUCUCUUUCUGCCUGUGUGGAUCGAUGGCCAUCGAUGGAAUGCAAUCUAAUCCAAUCCAUGGCUGCCUGCAGGCUGUUCGACGCUGUUGUUUGCCGGGCCGCCGAUCCUGAUCCUGGAUCUUUUCCCCCACUGGGGUGAGAGCUUCGAGCUGCCCAAGGGAGAGGGGGCGAGACUGAUCGUGCUGCUCGCCUCACUGGACACGCUAUUCAACCUCUUCCUGCUCUUCGCUAUCAUGCUCUCAUCACCCCUCUUCACGUCGAUCGGGUUGGUUUGUGUGGCCGACGGAUGAACGGAUGGAUGGAUGGAUGGGGUGGCACAUUGGCCGGCACUGCCUGCCUUUGGUCGGUGUGUGUUGGCUGUGCUGUGCACAGGUGUCUGUUGCUGCUUCCGGCGUCGGUCUUCUCUGACUUGUUGAUACACCAUGUGAGCAAAGCAGGAACCAGAUAGACAGACAGACAGACAGACAGAAGGACAGGAGCUUGCUGAUUGAUGGCCGGCCAUUUAACAUUCACCCUUUCUUUCGUUCACAUCUGUCUGUCUGUCUGUCUAUGUGGUGUGGGUGCAGUAUCGUCUGCCCUUCCCGGCCCUUAUCGGUGUCGGCUUCAUUCUCCUGGGCUUCAUCGGUCAGUUUGUUGUGUUGUGGACACAAACGCACUUCCGCACACCGCACCGAUAUGAUCGUAUGUCCUCACGCUGCCACCUCUUGUCGCCUUGUCACCCCACCCACACAGGCUUCACGAUCUCCGAGAUGCGUGACGGCGACACACUCUAUGAGUACGAAGUCCUCCCCACCCCCGACAACAGGUCUCUCCGGGGCAAGCAAGUGGCGCCGCUGAGCGACGCGGGCGGCUUCCUGCCCUUCGCACACACCAGCACAGUCCGAGAGCAGCUCAAUGGCCGUCCGCAUCCGCACGAGAACGGCCCCACGGUGAUCGGCAAGGCGACAAAUGAGACCGAGUUGGACGAUUUCGGUGCCUUUGACGUGCCGGAGUGGGGCGAUAUUGCUGACUAUGACGAUGAGGGCGAAGGCGAUGAGCAAUCUGAUGAGGAUGACCUUGAGCUCGACGACGAGGACCUGAUCGACCACCUGGAGGCCUCGCAAGUCAGUGUUAUCAGGGAAUGAAGAAAUGGCUGACUGACUGACAAACAGACAGGGAACAAAGGGCUCGCAAGUGAGUGGGAUGGCGGGUCAAUCAAUGGGUCGGUCGACCGAUCGGUCGGGUGAGGAGGGCGGCGGGCUGGGGUGUGCACGUGAUGUGAUACUCUCGGUGCUGUUGGUCUCUGCCGACCCUUUCAUUGGAUCAGAGGUUCCAAACACAGCCAGGCCGUAGCCAGGCGAAUAUGUGGUCGGUCAGUCAUUCAUUUGCAAAACUUCAUGAUCGAUGACUUGAUUUGACGGCGGCAAUUCAAUUGGAAGCGAGCUGGGGUGCCCCGC